GAGCGACAGCGUUUGGGCUCAGGCCGGGGGAGCCCGGCCCGAAGGCUGCGAAAAAUGUCGUCUUCGGGGAGAACCAUAUGGCCGGAGCCACAAGUGCCCAAGCCCUUUGUUCACUCAGAGCCAGCAGCCAGGGUCGAGAUGAGCCACUGGUUCAUAGGCUGCCUGCUGUACCCGGUCUUCGUUCGAAUGCUGCAGGCGGGGUACCUCCACGCCACCAGCAAAAGGGCCCAGGAGGGCGGCGUCAGCAGCUCCCGGCACUUCCGGGCGGCCAUGUUCUUCGUGCAGGGCGUGGCGCAGGUGGAGGUGCUGUUCCUGGCUUGGCCCAUGAGCUUCCGCAUCCUCUUGGCGCUCGUGGACCGGGAGGAGGACUACCAUGGAGGUGGGGUCCACACCCAUGGGCUGGAGUAUACGCUGAUGCAUGUCGACUGGAGGCUCUUCCGGUGGGCGCUGGCGAUCCUGUGCUCCACUCUGAUCGUGGAGCUGAUCCAAAGCCCCCUCCGUUUUUACAAGUCGUUGCACCACAUCUCCAUCCUGGUGGCGGCGUGUCUGAUGAGCGGCAUCCACUGGAUCUCGGCCUUCGAUCUGCUGCUCUUCGCCUCGGGGCCGCUGCUGCAGAUGAGCUUCGAAGCCUUCAACGGCCUGGGCUGGUUCAUCCUCUCCUACCACUACAUGCGGCCCACCAAGAACAACUCCAAGCUGCUGCGUGGCACCAUGAUCUACAUGACCACCUUCUCGACGCUCUCCCAUGCCAGCCUAGUGGUGCUCUACUGCUGCACCUUCCACCGAUUUCAGGCCUGGGCCCCGCAGGCGGUGCUCUUGCUGCUGCAGCUCUGCCUGCUCUGCGAGAACGUCUACACGGUGUGCAAGGUGCGUCGCCUGUCCCAGGAGAACUUCAAGCGGCUCCCCUCGCAGCAGAGCUCCAUGGCGCUGCCCAGUCUGCUGGGCGUCUGCGGCGCGGAGGCGCGGGUGAAGAAGAUGAGCACCGUCUGAGGCCGCCCAAGGCGCCAACAGGACGGGGCGUCCGCAAAAGUGAGGGGGUGGCGGGGUGGAUGGCAAAUGGCUGGAUUUCUAGCGGGCCGCAGGUGGUGGAACUUAUUGUGCUCCGGUUUGGGUGGCUCGAAAUGCCC
This is a messenger RNA of Effrenium voratum, 1127 nucleotides long. Lineage: Eukaryota; Dinophyceae; Suessiales; Symbiodiniaceae. The record is from the annotation of a GenBank genome assembly.